This is a messenger RNA of Mesorhabditis spiculigera, 597 nucleotides long. Lineage: Eukaryota; Metazoa; Nematoda; Chromadorea; Rhabditida; Rhabditidae. The record is from the annotation of a GenBank genome assembly.
AUGCUUGCUUUUCCCAUCAUAACCGCAACCACCGUAACCGGCGCCCUACUGAAACAAGUCGUCGAGGUGCUCAUCGAAAACGACGUAUACCUGGGUAUUCUUCACGUGAAGGUCAAGUCGGACGUCGCCUGGAUGCCGUUAGAAAUUGAUGCUCUGUACUCGAAGGAAACUAUCGAAGAAUUCCUAGACGGUCUGAAGAAAGAAGAUCUGGCCCGAAUUCAAAACAAGAUUCACCUGGUCUGCUUGUCGAGUGAAGAUGAGAUGGGGAGACAGCUCUGGAUCGUCGAUAAGGGCCGACUUCGCGCAUGGAACGAUGAUUACAAACCGGUGGAGCAGGCAGCCGAGCCCAUCAGAAACUGCUUGGAAAGGCAGCAAGCUGCCAUGGAUGAUAUCAUCAAAUACUAUGAGGAAAAUAAGGGCAAUUUGGCCGAUAUGCGAACAAUGGCCGGGCAGAUCAGGUUCGGCAGAAAUGCGAAUCAAUCCAGCUGCAACCUCAUCAUCCACAGCAAAGACCUGUCGGACCGCGCGAUCACCAAACAGCUGGCUGAGGUGUUUUUGGUGCUGGCAAAAGGCAAAGCGCAAUCUAUCUGUGUAUUC